AUGCAUUACCCUAAAGAGCACUACCUCACUAUCUCCCCUCAACAUCCCAAGAAUGAAUGGCAAGUCCCUGGCUCAUCAAAGAGUGGAUGCAUCACCCCAAAGAGCACUACCUCACUAUCUCCCCUCAACAUCCCAAGAAUGAAUGGCAAGUCCCUGGCUCAUCAAAGAGUGGAUGCAUCACCCCAAAGAGCACUACCUCACUAUCUCCCCUCAACAUCCCAUGAAUGA
Messenger RNA from Owenia fusiformis, 228 nucleotides. The record is from the annotation of a GenBank genome assembly. Lineage: Eukaryota; Metazoa; Annelida; Polychaeta; Sabellida; Oweniidae.